AUCGGAAUAUCUCUCGGCAUUGGAAGACGAGAGGCGAAUUGCGCUGCUUUAACCUUUCAAACAAUGGCUCUGAGCCAGCUUAAUCGUGAUGAAACGGAGGGAAUCGUCGUUGAUCCCGACAUGUCGUGUAUAGCAAGCCCAACACCUUCUGAAACAUCGUCACGACGUCGCCGCUUGGACCAGCAUCAGCAUUCCCGAAACCCCAAUCGGCGUGAUUCUCGUCGUUAUGGAUUGUGAGUAGAUCCCUAUCAGAUAAGAAUGAGUCGGCAAGAUGCCGCAGUACGCUCACAGGGCUGACUAAUUCUCUUACCAACACAAAAAGUGCUUGCCAAGUGAGUCCCGUCUGUUGUUCAGCUCCCAGUGGUCAUGGAGGACGCGUUUAACACGAGCUAAUAAUCACACGCGUUUCAGAGUUGUAAAGCACGGAAGAUUAAAUGUACUGGAGAACAACCCGUUUGUAGGGCCUGUCAGCGGUCUGAUAAUGCUUGCAUAUGGCCUGCCAAUACCCAGGUCAGGAUUGACAGAGCAAACACGCGGAUUCAAGAACUCGAGUCCGCUUUACAGGAAAGCCGAAGACAGAACGAACGGUUGAGCAGUGAGAAUGGUAAUACAACAACUGCUGAUGUCACAAAUGUUGGCCAAGGCAAUGUCUCUCCGGCUGGAUCCAUGCCGUUGCUUGGGCAACCCGGCUCUACGCAUGCAUCACCGAGCGAUGCUCGCUCAAACACCAUCGACGCCACGAUUUGGUCGCAGGUUGGCAUCGGAGAAGAUGGCUCAAUCACUUACAACGGCCCUACCAGUCGCUUCCACGCUGGAUCUUUGACAGGAAACGGCCCAUCGCCAUCCACCACGCAGGCUCCUCCCGGUUCAGCCCAGGACGUAGAAAUCAAAUCAUCUCAGGUUGAGCGUCUGCGAUCCCAAUAUGACUUGCUUGACACAGUAUGGAUUCCUUUAGCUAGGUCCAAGUCCAUGACGGCGUUUGGCAUCACGAAUGAAAUGGGAUGGCAGAUCCUUGAUAUGUACUGGACUUGGCUUCAUCCAUUGCAUAAUUGCAUCUAUCGACCAGUUUUCCUGAUGGACAUGGCAUUAAACGGCACGUAUUAUUCCGACUUUCUACUUAUGGCAAUAUUUGCUUUGGCUUCUCGGCAUCUCAGCCGACAAGAGGGCGACUCGGUUGACUCCAAUAUGGGUGAAAGGUUCUUCACCCGCGCCAAGAUGCUACUCAUGGAUGAACUGGACAAUCCGAAGCCACGAAUUCCUACUAUUCAAGGGCUUCUUAUUCUCGGAGGACGCCAAUGCGCCAUUGGCAAAAGCUCUCAGGGAUGGCUAUUCACCGGCAUGGCAAUCAGAAUGAUGGUGGACAUUGGGAUACACCUAAAUGCGAAUCGAAUCGCCGAACUUGAGAGAUUAACUCCAUCCGAAAUCGAGACACGAAAACGUUUAUACAACUCGGCUUUCAUAUGGGAUAAGACGCUUAGCCUUGCCCUUGGACGGCCACCAUCAUUGACAGGUUCUCCAUAUGGACCGGACGAGAUCUUUGACCACUACGAUGACGAUCGAGACUGGCGGCCCAGCGAUAUCGAUAUUACGAACUCCUCCUAUAAUCCAACACCAAUGUAUAAUACGGCAACGUUUUGUGCCUUCUGUCAACUUCACGUGAUAACAACCGAUAUGAUGCUGCUUCUCUUUGAUCGUGGUCACUCGGAAAACAUCUACCCCGAGAUCGACCAUGUUUCAAAUAGGCUAAUAGCGUGGUACAACGAACUACCUACAUCACUCAAGAUUGACGAGGGAAUGACUCAGUGUCCACCCCCCCAUAUCGCGUCUUUGAAUUUCUUAUACCAUGCUCUCCAUAUUCUCCUCCUCCGACCGCUCUUACAUUCUCCCCAUACCUCGAUCCGCAACUCGUCCCUCCAAACAUGCGUCAACCACUCUAAAAGGAUACACGCGAUCCACGAUCUGUACACCAAAAGCUUUCCUCACCGCUUGAUGACAUACCAAGUAAGCUACUGCGUAUAUACUGCGGCUACUGUCGAUGUUCUUGAUAUGAGGCGGUCUGAAGCUGGGGUUCGGAUUGAUGCCGCGCGGCGACUCGGCAUGGCUGUCCGCACGCUUCAAGAAGAAGCUAAACACACGCCUGGAAGUGGUCGGAGUUUGGAUACCAUCAGGCGGCAGCUGACAGUGUGGGAAGUGAGCGCCCCUCGUGAUACGAGUCAACAGGAGCCUUGUGGAGGUUCUGCCGCCAACCGGGCUGGUGAUGCGCAGCCACUCGGGUUGAACAGGGCGGAAGAGCCCCGAGCAUCUCCACAUCCAGUGGCUUCUGACGUUGGAAAUGGUGGACCGCAGGCUAACAAUGAAGGGGCGUCUGGCUUUUUGUCGAGAUAUCAAAGUCCUUUUAGCUUCGGGAUGCUUGAUACCGGAGCCGGAUUUCAUCCCGAUUCAUUUCCCUGGGACAUGACGGAAAUAUUUGGUAAUUCACAGGUGUAUGGAGCACCAGAACAGACUGAUCAAGUGUUUCAAUAAGAUGUUUUUGGUCUAAAACUGAAUUGAAACCCUGCGGGCCAGAUCAAUUUGAUACCCCUAUCCUAGUCUAGAUACACGAGUAAGGCGCGCGAUGCAAGCAUCAGCUGUCACUCGAAAUACACAGCUCUGCCCCUAUGGCAUAACUCCAACCACACCAGCCAUCUCCCUUGAACCAUACAGCCUGUACAGAAUUGUACGUCGCCACCACCAACAAAGACUCAGCCAAUACCUUUCACCUACAUCCGAUCGAAUAGCCCUCAAGGGACGUAUCGGUACAAGGGGUGAGAAUCACCCUUCUCGGCAAUAUCUGCAGGAACAUGGUCGGUAUCACUCUUGCCAUGCACGCGGUCACGGUGACGGUUCUGCAGGCGCAAGCACGCGCUCAAAGCCAGUGCCAUAAGAGAAGCAGCCAGAAGUACUCCCGCACAAACCCACAUGCCCUUGAAGUAGUACGGCCCCUGCGACUUGGGGAACAGGCGAGCACCAAGAAUGGGACCACACUGGCCAAACAUGCCGAAGAUGGCAAGCCCUGCGCCUCGCUUGGAGCUGGAACCUUGGUUGUCUGUCACCCAGGUGAAGGUCAGAGCGACAGCAGGGAAUACGCCGGCACAGACGAGGAACGUAGCAAAGUAGCGGAUGGCCGUGGUAUGGAUGACGGCGAGGAGAAUGUAUCCCACCGCGCCGACGCAGCAAAAGACAAAGACAAAGAUACCGCGCUGGCCCACGCGAUCAGAGAGCAUGCUCAUGCCCACGCAGACAACAAAUGCGGCAAUGUAGGGGCAGGCAGAUAGACCCUGCGCGUGGACUGAAGUGUAUCCCAUGUCCUUCAAGAUGGUAGGGAGAUAAGCCGGAAGAGAACCGAACGCUGUGUUGAGACAAAAGAUGAUAAAGGCUUGCAUGUAGUUCUUGUAGUCGUAAAACGCAGAAAAUACUUGGGCAAAGUUGAGCUUUCUC
Fusarium odoratissimum NRRL 54006 is the source of this 3477-nucleotide messenger RNA. RefSeq lists its product as uncharacterized. The record is from RefSeq and is a predicted model, not a curated record. The transcript has 6 exons. Gene Ontology annotation, biological process: DNA-templated transcription; regulation of DNA-templated transcription. Gene Ontology annotation, molecular function: DNA binding; DNA-binding transcription factor activity, RNA polymerase II-specific; zinc ion binding. The coding region runs from base 667 to 2523 and encodes 618 amino acids. NCBI's taxonomy places the organism in Eukaryota, Fungi, Ascomycota, Sordariomycetes, Hypocreales, Nectriaceae.